UCGAGGCGUUAAUAGAAGAGUUAGGUGACGCAUGAUGUAUUUAUCAUUAGGGGGCGCCAUGGUGCACUGCUUCCUCAUCCACACACUGUGUCCCAUUGGUGUGCUGUCCGCUGGGGGGAGCCGGGUCUUGUUCUCGCAUGUGUUUGGUCCAGAGGACACAGUUGUGUUUGCACCAGACCGUGACCUGGGUCCAGAGGAGAGACGCCUGCUUCAGAAGGAGAAGCUUGCUGUGGUGGCUAGGCAGGUGCAGAGCGCAUGUGCCCUGUUGCGUGAGGCUGCGGGACAGCCUGCCAUGGAGGCGGGGCUAGGCGAGGAGUUGGUGGCACUUCAGGAGGCGGAGAGUGGGGUGUUGCGGCUGGCUACAGGGGACCCCUUCCCCAGGGAACGCAGUGUGCUCUGGCUGGCUGUGCAGGCCCUGGGCUUCACGCUGGUCUGCGAGCCCCAUGAGAACCUGCUACUGGCUGAGGGAACCCUACGCAGCCUGGCACGCCACUGUCUGGAGAACCUGCGCAUGCUAGGCCCAGGGAGCGAGGUUCUGCUAAAGAGUGACCGCAUAGAGGCCCUGCUGCACCGCCUGCUGCCCCAUGGACAGCUCCUCUUCCUCAACCACCGCUUCACCCACAGCCUGGAGAAAGAGCUGGCUGCAUACAUGGCCAAAUGAGCACGAUGUGGGGUGGGGCCAAACUCUAACACCACACCCCUCAGAUCACUGACAGAGAGGGGAGAGGACUCUGAUUGGCGGGCGUUAAUAAGAAGUACACAGGAAGUACUCAAGGUCACAAGCUGUUGUGCUCAAGCAUCUGUGGAAUCACUUUUCCUGUCCCUGUGGUGUCCCCAGGCAGUUUUAAUGAGGAGGACCUGCCACAAUGCCUUUAGGCGAUCAGACUGCCAAGGCAGAAUCCACUACAUGUCAGAUAUAAGCACUGAGCAGCAGUGGAAGUUGUAAAUUGUCACUCUAGUAUUUGGUGUUGCAUCAAAUUAAAUAGG
Molecule: messenger RNA, 987 nt
Organism: Megalops cyprinoides (Indo-Pacific tarpon)
Lineage: Eukaryota; Metazoa; Chordata; Actinopteri; Elopiformes; Megalopidae
Gene: ap5s1
Product: adaptor related protein complex 5 subunit sigma 1
Exons: 4
Coding region: 32-661 (209 amino acids)
Biological process (GO): endosomal transport; double-strand break repair via homologous recombination
Cellular component (GO): late endosome; AP-type membrane coat adaptor complex; cytosol
Source: RefSeq, a predicted model, not a curated record